AUGGAUGACAAGAUGCGGGAAGUGAGGCUCAUGGUUCGGGCACGUACAAAGGAGGAGCCCAGAUGCCCCGGUAAGGAGGUGCGAGCGGUUGGCGUUGGUGGGUAUGAGGAGAGAUACGAUGAUUGGAGCUCUGUUGAUGUUACAGCGGCUUACAGCAUUAGCACAUUAUCAUUCGUGGUUCAAUUGUUGGGUGCUUGCAGGCCUCAGGUAACAAUUGCCACUGCAAUAAUAUUUUGUCAUCGGUUCUUUCUUCGGCAAUCUCAUACCAGGAAUGAUAGGAGGAGCAUUGCCACAGUAUGCAUGUUCCUCGCAGGAAAGGUUGAAGAAACUCCUCGUCCCCUGAAAGAUGUUAUACUUGUUUCUUAUGAGAUCAUUCAUAAGAAGGAUGCUGCAGCAGCGCAGAGGAUUAAGCAAAAGGAAGUAUACGAACACCAAAAAGAACUACUUCUGCAGGGAGAGAGGGUUGUUCUUGCGACUCUUGGUUUUGAUCUUAAUGUACAUCAUCCAUAUAAACCCCUUGUUGAGGCGAUAAAGAAAUUCAAGGUUGCUCAGAACGCCCUAGCUCAAGUUGCAUGGAACUUUGUGAAUGAUGGGCUUCGGACGUCCUUAUGCUUGCAA
This is a messenger RNA of Nicotiana tabacum (common tobacco), 618 nucleotides long. NCBI's taxonomy places the organism in Eukaryota, Viridiplantae, Streptophyta, Magnoliopsida, Solanales, Solanaceae. The record is from RefSeq and is a predicted model, not a curated record.